AUGCCGCCGAAGCUUGUUGGAGUAUUGGAGCCAAACAAUGAAUUAGAAAAGGCAGAAAUCGUGCUUCCCAAUCAAUUUAUUGGACCUGAAUCAAUGGCAGUGCGUUACAACAGCAACAUAGUCUACACAGGCCUCUUGAACGGGAUUGUCGCCAGAUUUGAAAUUAACGAUAGCAGCGAAAGGGAUAUGCGCGUGAAAGAAACAAGACUGCCGACACCGUCAUCUUUCAAUACGGACAUAUGCGAUGGAAGUUAUGCGAGUUUUCCCAUCUGUGGACGACCAAUGGGAAUGCGAUUUCAUCCCUCCAACGACGAUUUGUUGUAUGUCGCCGAUGCUUAUUAUGGUAUAUACGAAUACAAUAUACAAACUGACAAAUAUAUGCUAAUAUUGAUGAUUUACAGGUUACUGCUUUACCAUUUCCCCUCGAAUGAACUCACCGUACUUGUCGAUGGCCUGUACUAUCCAAAUGGUGUGCAGUUCGAUUACCUCGAAAGAUGUGUAUUUUUCUCCGAAAUGGGCAAUUUACGAAUACUCAAACAUUGUUUGGCAUCCGGGUAUGGGAGCUUCAGCGUUGUGAUGGACAAUCUGCCUGGAUAUCCUGACAAUCUUCGAGCAACACGUGACUUUAUGCUAUGGGUGCCAUUUGGAGAAACACGCUUGAAAGACGACUCGUGGCUCACCGAAAAACCGUGGCUCAUGGAUUUCAUUGCAACGAUAGCCAGCCCAUCGUUAAUUUCGAAAACAUAUGAUACUUUCUUCUCAUCAAAACAUGGCCUGAUGCUACUUAUUGAUCCUUACGAUAAAGUUAUUUUAAAAAGUUUUCAUGAUCCAAAUGGUACAACAAUUUCUUCAAUCUCCCAGGUAAGAUGUCCUCUUGUGAGCUUGUUUCUUUUGUUCUGUGCCGCUUGUGUCACAUGCUUUUGCGCAAUGCUCCAAUAA
Messenger RNA from Gongylonema pulchrum, 939 nucleotides. The record is from the annotation of a GenBank genome assembly. Lineage: Eukaryota; Metazoa; Nematoda; Chromadorea; Rhabditida; Gongylonematidae.